CGGUGCGGAGCGCAGCGGGCCCGGGCGCUGGCUGGCGUCGCCGGGGUCCCCCCCGCACCCGCAGGAACGCUCGGCUGCGGGAGGAGCCCCGCGGGGCCCCGAGUCUUGCAGGCCGAGGGGCGGCGCUCAAAAGCUACAGUGCGAAUCUCGGAAGUGUACAGUGGGACCAGGGACGACAAGCAGCGGAGGUCAUCUCAAACUGGCAGAUGACCCCAGGGCAGAGGUAGACACCACCACUCAAGCCUAAGUCUGCUGCAGCCAUGCUGGACAUAAAGGCCUGGGCCGAGUAUGUGGUGGAGUGGGCCGCCAAGGACCCCUACGGCUUCCUCACCACCGUCAUCUUGGCCCUCACGCCUCUGCUGCUGGCAAGCGCAGUCCUCUCCUGGAAACUGGCCAAGAUGAUUGAAGCCAGGGAGAAGGAGCAGAAGAAGAAACAGAAACGCCAAGAAAAUAUUGCAAGAGCCAAGCGACCGAAGAAGGACUGACAACUUGAGCGGGCUCUGAAGCCAGAGGGAAAUCACUGGAAAACCGAAGCCGCUUCGGAAGGCCCUGCUGGGGUUCCUCUGGAUGGGACGCGUUCAAUACAUAAACCAGAUCUGAACGGACAGAAUGCCUGACCUCAGCACCUAGUCAGCUUUCAGGCGUGGGUGUGUGUUGGCAUCUGUCCCCAACUGCUGCAAAUUAGCAUCUGUAUCCAAAUAGAGUAUCCCUAAUCUGAAGUGCUAAAAGACGAAAUAUUCGGAGCAUAGACAUGAAGCCACAAGUGGAAGAUUCCACACCUGACUUCAUGAGGUGUGUCACAGUCAAAACACAGGCAACCUAAAAAUACUGUAUAAAUUGACUUUCUGGCUAGUGUACAGCUUGUGUGAAACAUGAAUGAAUUUCAUGUCCUGGCUUGGAUCGCAUAUAUUAUGGAUAUGUAGACAUUUUCAAAUCCCAAAGAAUUUGCAAUCUGAAACACUUCUGGUCCCAAGCAUCUCGGGUAAGGGAUACUCAAACUGUAGCCCCCGUUUUCUGUAACUGACGCUGUCAUUUGCCAUUCUGUGGUUUAGGCACUAAAAUGAAGCAUCCUGGGAAGUGAAACAUAAGUUGUGAACUCUACUUGCUGCUGUAAAAUGGGCCCUGUUCUGCACCCAUGCUAUUAACAAUGAGAAACAGCUCUCUUCUGAGGUGAAAAAUGUGCUUUGGCUUAUAAGAAACAUAGCAGUUAGUCACAUCUUGUAUUACUAUUGCUUAUUUCUUAGAGUAAGAUCAUUUCUGGGCCUCAGAGUACUUGAUUCUCUGCCCUGCGUUUUUCUGAUUCCGGUCUUGGAGCCAACUGGUAAUGAACACAUUCUGCAUUUUAUAAAGAUUUCUCAAUAUCUUGACCAUAAAAUACCACCUACUACUAUACAAAUUUUUGUACUUCUGAACACUGCCAUUUUCAUAGAGGUGAGUUGUUGAGAAGAGUAACAGUAUGGUUAAAGCUUAGAGUAAAAUGCAAACGCUACAGUUUGAAACCAUUUGGGAGGGAGGCCUUUUAAAAUCACAGAAAAUGCAUAUUACUGGAAAAAACUAUGCAUGGAUUUAAAAAUAUUUUUGCACCACAAAUCACUUAUCUUUUAAUUCCAAUUUUUUGUCAUGAACUAUCUGAAGCAGUUCCGUAUUCUUGUGCCUAACUAUAGCUGUGAAAUGGUUGAAAUGUCUUGUCAGCCAUGAUUGUACAAAUUCCAUUUUAACUCAAAUGAUUGUGAAGUGUACUGUACCUUUCAAACAGGUUUGAGAUGAAAAUUAAAAUUUCAUAUUUCUUUUAGAGAACUCUUAAAGAGUUAACAAUUAAGUCAUACUUCAUAAGUGGCAAAACAUGCUUAAAAUUUUGAAAAAAUUUGUGUAUAAUAAUUAUUGCUUUGGAGAGGAUAAAUUAUGUCCAGAUGAGAAUGGGCUAUAUGUUACAAUGACUACAGAGCUAGACAAUAUUUCAGUUAUGCGAGGUAGCAAAAAUACUAUUAUUUUAAACCAAGAUACAUGGCUUUUCUAAAUGCCUGGUCUGGUAACUUCAUUCACUGUCAGUAUGUAGUAGCUUAUUAAAGUCUCCUUAUAGUCCAGUAGUGAGUUUUCAGUUACAAAAAAUGGUCCACUGUCUCUAAUUUAAAAAUAAGCUAGAUAUUGAAAUAAAGAAUUGUUUUUUAUACAGAAAUCUUUGUGGGAUUUUGGGGGGGUGUGGGGAGGGAUUGGAGUUAGAUUUGUUAAGCAAGUAGACUUUGUGAAGAAUUACAAAUUCCAGUUAGAGCUAAAUAUCCUUGCAAAAGACUUUCUUUUUUUUUAUUUGACUACCUGAAAACCCCUGAGAAUGUUUGUGAACCAGUUUGAGUAUUUAGUGCUGUUUUGUUAGUUUAUCAGUUCCUUUGUGCAGUGUAAUCAACACAUUGCAACUCUAGGGACUGAAAAAAUGCAGUGGGUGGUUAUGAAUUGUUCAGGUGAUGGCAUAGGAUAUGCUUUUUAUCUUAUUGAAUUUAAAACUUGCUUAACAAAACUACUGGCCCCCAGGCCAGAAUAGUGGUUUAGCAAGCCAAGCCUCUACCUAAGGCCAAGGUAUCCCACAUGGGCACCGUUUUAAAUUCAGGCUGCACCACUUCCGAUCCAGUUCCCUGUUUGUGGCCUGGGAAAGCAGUAGAAGCUGGCCCAAGUCCAUGUGCACAUGCACUCAUGUGGGAGACCUGGAAGCUCAUGGCUCCUGGGCCAGCCCCUCUUGGGGAGUGAACCAGCAGAUGGAUGAUUCUUUGGUGAAGUCUGAAGUACUUGAAUGUUAUGAGGGUAUGUGGUCAAGCAGUUAGUGCUACUCACACACUAAGUUGGAAACAAAGGGUAUAAUCAGCAUAACACUCAGUUACCUACCAGAGCAGUGUUUUCUUUGCUUCUGUGGGGUUUUACCUUGGUUUCAAAGCCUAAUAUGUUAAUUUUAAGUGUUCUUUAUAGGCCAUAUUUUUGUUUUGUUUUGUUUUUCAAAAAUUUAUUUACUUGAAAGAUUUUCCUUCCCUGGGUUUAUCCCCUCCAAAGGUACUAACCGUUGGUGCUGGGCCAGACUGAUGCCAGGAGCAAGGUGCUCCAUCUGGAUCUCCCCUGGGCAUGGCAGGAAGUCACUUCCUUGUGGUGUCACCUGCUCUCUCCCAGGUACAGGAGCUGGGAGCUGGGCCGAAAGUGCAGUAGCCGGGGACUUGAACUGGACAUUUAAUGUGAGGCCUGGUGUCUCAAGUAGUGAGGGGCUUCAUGUGCUGCCUGCCUAAGUGUUCUUUGUACAGUCUUUGGAGUAGCCAGGAUUGCAGCCAGGCACUUGGAUUGCAGAUGUGGCCAUUUCACUUGGGACUUAACAUCACAGGGCCCCUAGAACCUUUUAUACAU
This is a messenger RNA of Ochotona curzoniae (black-lipped pika), 3378 nucleotides long. It is a transcript of the gene SMIM15, whose product is annotated as small integral membrane protein 15. The coding region runs from base 261 to 485 and encodes 74 amino acids. The transcript has 3 exons. The record is from RefSeq and is a predicted model, not a curated record. Lineage: Eukaryota; Metazoa; Chordata; Mammalia; Lagomorpha; Ochotonidae.